CACAGUAUCGCGCAAUGGCAUCCACCAGUAUCCCGCAGACGAUGAAGGGCGUCAUCAUCGAGAAGACCGGCGGCACGGAUGUCCUGCAGUACCGGACGGACCUGCCGGUGCCGCAGCCCAAGGACGGCGAGGUGCUGGUCAAGAACGACUUCAUCGGGAUUAACUACAUUGACACCUACUUCCGCAGCGGGCUCUACCCCGCGCCCUCGUUCCCAUACAUCCUAGGCCGCGAAGCCAGCGGCACGAUUAUCGCGACAGGCGGCGGCAGCAGCAGCAACCUGAAAGAAGGCGAGCGGAUCGCGUGGAUGGCAACGGGCGCAUACGCCGAGUACAGCGCCGUGCCAACGCAGCACGCAGCGCGCAUCCCCAGUGGGGUGAGCAGCGAGGUCGCGGCCGCGUCCCUGCUGCAGGGCCUCACAGCACUAACGCUGAUCCGCGAAGCGCACCGCGUCGAGGCCGGGGACUGGGUGCUGGUGCACGCGGCUGCGGGCGGCGUGGGGCUCUGGCUUUGCCAGCUGCUGAAGGCUGUGGGGGCGAGGACGGUGGGCACGGCCAGCUCGCCGGAGAAGAUGGAGCUGGCGAGGCGGAAUGGCGCCGAGGUUUUGGUGGAUUAUUCCAAGGAGGACGUCAUUGCCAAGGUGAAGGAGGUGACGGGGGGGAAGGGCGUUGUGGCUGUUUUUGAUGGCGUGGGCAAGAGCACGUUUGAUGCUAGUAUGGAGUGUUUGGCGCGGAAGGGGAGUAUGGUGUCGUUUGGGAAUGCGAGCGGAGCGGUGCCACCGGUUACGAUCGCCCGCCUCUCAGCGAAAAACGCAAAGCUGCUGCGCCCCACGCUCUUCAACUACCUCAGCACGCCCGAGGAGUUCGAGCACUACACACAGGAGCUCUUCCGCUUCAUCACGUACGACAAGCUCGACGUGCGCAUCCAUGACGUCUACCCCCUGCAGGACGUCGCGCGCGCGCACCAGGACCUCGAGGGCAGGCGCACGACCGGGAAGCUGUUGUUGAAGCCGUAGACGGGUCGGGCGUGCCAGACUGACAGUUGCCGAUCACGAACGACCCGUUCACCCUCUUUGAGAGGGUGGGUACUUUAAUGAGGUCUAUAUAGGUAUAUGACUUGCCUGCGUGCUUGUUUUCCUGGCACAUUCGUAUCCUAGCGCUCUUAUAUCAUACAUCUUUAACUUCGUGCCCUCGUAUAUUCGUAUUUCUAUACCUUCACAGACUGGCCUCAUUCUUCGCGUAUCUAUACAUUUAUAAAGAUAUAGAUACUAUUAUACCUCGCG
Messenger RNA from Aplosporella prunicola CBS 121167, 1280 nucleotides. RefSeq lists its product as uncharacterized. Bases 15 to 1013 code for a protein of 332 amino acids. Gene Ontology annotation, molecular function: quinone reductase (NADPH) activity; zinc ion binding. NCBI's taxonomy places the organism in Eukaryota, Fungi, Ascomycota, Dothideomycetes, Botryosphaeriales, Aplosporellaceae. Gene Ontology annotation, cellular component: cytoplasm. The transcript has 3 exons. The record is from RefSeq and is a predicted model, not a curated record. Gene Ontology annotation, biological process: cellular response to oxidative stress.